This is a messenger RNA of Fusarium falciforme, 1302 nucleotides long. RefSeq lists its product as hypothetical. The coding region runs from base 1 to 1302 and encodes 433 amino acids. The record is from RefSeq and is a predicted model, not a curated record. The transcript has a single exon. NCBI's taxonomy places the organism in Eukaryota, Fungi, Ascomycota, Sordariomycetes, Hypocreales, Nectriaceae.
AUGCCAAGCAAUGCUCGACAAGAAAUUGCAGACAUCAGGCUGAAUUCGACACUCUCCGGCCAACUAGAGCAGAUCUGGAACCAUAGAGUCUGGGACCUAUUUGACACGUCGAAGGGGCUCUGGCCUAGGAUGGAAAGUCAGAGUUGCUAUGGUGGCAUUGGAGAAACACUUGAUGAUGCUCCUAUCAGCGACGAUCGAUCAAACAGGGACGCAUGCGAUGUGUUGCAGGAUGGAGAAGGGAUACACGGUGAUAGACAAGAUGAAGAGGAGGAUGACGGGGAUGAUGAUGAUGACGACGUGGAGGACUGGGAGCUCGAAGACGACGAGGAUGACUACGAUGAUGAUGAUCCUGGAUAUGACAGCGACCUUAUCGGAACCAACAAAGAGCCCAACUCAGAACCGCUUAUCAGAGUGGAGGGCAAGUCUGCCAAGCCAGCAUUCGACGAGUUCCAUGAGCUUCUAUUCCAACUAUGUCUCACGCUAUGCACCGAGACAUUCAUCGAUGGACAACCGGGCUCUACGUUGUUGGUAUACUUCAGUGGGGUUCUUGGAUUCUCUGGAGACUGUCGCAAGUUCCUACUCGCCCGGCAGUACUGCCCCCAACUGUCAGCAAUCAUCCAUAUCCAGCGCAUAUUGCUUCUGGAGCGUGCGUUACCGCUACGUCCAUAUCCCAUUGUCGGCAUUCCGCAGCGGCCGCGGACGGAGCAGCUCGAGACCUUGAAUAAAAUUCGAGAAAAGUACAUGGUUUUAGGCUCGCAAUCCCCAGUCGCAGAGCUGGUGAGCCUUCGAGACUUUGGCCGCAAUGCUGCCCGCACCGAGCCACCAUCGACCCUCUUCCACUGGAGCAGUGACGGCGAAACAGUCUCUGACGGAACUCUCAAGCUGACAAUGAGGGAAUUUCGUAAACUCCCAGAAUACUUCAUCUCACGGGCGGAAGCACUAUGUGAUAGUCUUAUGUUCGGUAUGAAACCCGAUGUCGACCUCUCAAAGAUCAAAGACGACAUGGCUAGUUCAGAAAGCGGCUACUGCUUCAUAGAGCACCCGGGGAAUGGCCUUAAAUCAGCAUACCUAGAUCUACUCGUCCAAGCUUACACUUCGAGCAAGAAUGGACUUGCUAGGGGCGGCACCUGGAAGUGGCAUGCCGUCGUAUCAUACUUGAAACGAGUGGCCGAGAUGGAGGAGCAGCUCGCCGGUGGUCUUCACACCGAAUGCGGUCAGACUCCGCGAGUGCGCGAACUCUUCAGUCUUGAAUGUGAGAAUGGUCCAAGCACGACUUGUGGGAUAUACGUCUGGGCAUGUUAG